UUCAGUGUAACACACUACUCGGCAGUUAUGUCGGCGUUGAAGUCAGAUUGUUCACUGUCAGAACAGCUACGGUUUUGUACAAAAUAAUCUGUUUUAUAGUUAGUUUAGUUUCAUUUACAGUAUGUUGAGAUAACGUGUGUACUUGCCAAAAUGUAUUUUUCGAAAGGCUGAUAUAUUUUUUGGGUAUAGUAAGUUUGUUGCCGACUUCUGGGUUUUACGUUCUUCUUCUUCACUUAGCUAACGUCAGUCUGGUUAGCUCUCUUUAUUUACUUGUGUUUUAAUCGUAUUAGCGUUAUGUAACUAAGGACAAAUUUACAGCGCGUCUUGAAAUGCACGUGUGAAGACUUUCUAAUGCUGCGUGGGAGGAUUUGGACGAUUUAGCACCUCGUACAGUGCCUGUUUGAGCCAUGGCAUCUCUGUCAGAGGAGGUCUUGCUGGUGGUAAAAAAGGUUCGCCAGAGGAAGCAGGAUGGCACACUUUACCUGAUGGCUGAAAGAAUAGCCUGGGGUCCAGAAGGCAAAGACCGCUUUACAGUCAGUCACCCGUACUCAGACAUCCGCUGUCAGAAGAUCAGCCCUGAUGGCAAAGCCAAAGUUCAGCUCCAAUUGGUCCUUCAUACAGGCGAGAGCACCACAUUCCACUUUGCCAAUGAGAGCACUGCACUUAAAGACAGAGAAGCUGCCAAGGAGCUGCUGCAGCAGCUACUGCCUAAGUUCAAGAAGAAAGCCAAUAAAGAACUGGAGGAAAAAAACAGAAUGCUUCAAGAGGAUCCAGUGCUUUUCCAGCUUUACAAAGACCUUGUUGUAAGCCAAGUGAUCAGUGCUGAGGAGUUCUGGGCCAACAGAUUAGGGGGUCUAAAUAACUCAGAGCCCGCACCCUACUCCAACAAACAGGAAGUGGGCAUAUCUGGAGCAUUUCUGGCUGACAUUCGACCCCAGACCGAUGGCUGUAAUGGUCUGAGAUAUAAUUUGACAACAGAUAUCAUUGAAUCCAUCUUCAGAACAUACCCUGCAGUGAAGCAGAAGUACAGUGAAAAUGUGCCACAUAGCCUCACUGAGAAGGAGUUCUGGACACGCUUUUUCCAGUCCCAUUAUUUUCAUAGAGACCGCAUCAACACAGGAACACAAGAUAUCUUCUCAGAAUGUGCCAAACAAGAUGAAAAAGGGUUAAUGUCUCUUGUAAAUAAAGGAGUGAAGAAUCCUUUGGUUGACCUGUUGUCAUUGGAGGAUAAAACCUUAGAUGAGGGUUACGGAAUAAAACAAGCACUGCCCUCAACUUCCAACACAAACAAGACAGUGAAGGAGAGCAGCAAUGCUGCCAUUAUAAAGCGGUUCAACCAUCACAGUGCCAUGGUCCUGGCAGCAGGCUCACGCAAGAAUGAGGUGCCUGCUGACCAAGCCAGUGAGACGAGCAGCACAGAUGGAAACUCCAGAGAUUCGGACUUCUUUCAGCCUCCUGUGAAAAAGGUUAAAUUGCAAGAAGCCAUAGAAUAUGAGGAUCUACAAAGGGAAAGCAAACGGAAAACGGUUGCAUUAAACCUUAAGAAGUCUGACAGGUAUGCCCAUGGUCCUGUCCCACUGCAGUCCCAGAAGUAUACCACCAGCCAAGACAUCAUUAAUGCGGUGAACUGUAUCCAGCAUGAGAUGGCCCAUUACAAACCCAAUCUUACUCAGGUAAUGUCCAGCACUGCAGCAAGUUCUGCUAUUGCAGCGCUUUCUCCAGGGGGUGUCCUCAUGCAGGGGGGAGCACAGCAAGCCAUAAAUCAGAUGGUCCCUUCUGACAUUCAAGGGGAGUUGAAACAUCUUUAUGUAGCUGCUGGAGAGUUGUUGAGACACUUCUGGUCUUGUUUUCCUGUAAAUACAUCAUUUUUAGAGGACAAGGUGAUAAAAAUGAAGUCAAACCUCGAAAGAUUUCAGAUGACCAAGCUGUCUCCUUUCAAAGAGAAGCUUCAGCGCCAGUAUUUAGGUACAAAUCUCACUGGGCACUUGGAGGAAAUGCUGCAGACCGCCUACAGCAAGUUCCACAUCUGGCAAACUCGUCGGAUGAUGAGGAAAACCUGACCUGUGUUCGUGGUUCGAGAACACGGGAGAGACGAAAUGUAGACAGAUGAUGCAGUGAAGGCCUCAGGACCUCUGUGAGGAGACUGCACACCCCAGCCCAACAGAACAUAGUUCCUAAGGGCUUAGUGAUAUAGAGAUGCUGCUUCAAACCCCUGAUCGUUCCACAGAGACAAACUGCAUCUCGGUCACAAAUUACUGUAAUUAGUUUCAUGCUUUUUUGUGUGUGUUUUCUAAGUGGUUAAAGAAUCUCUGCUGGUAACGUUUAAGUGGGACUUUGAAAAAGAAAGAGAAGCAGGCGUUAAAUGACCAAAUUGCAGCUGAACACGUCUCUCAGGACAACAGUUGAAGGUGUAAGGUGCAACAAGAAGAUGGCCAAAACCAUUUUAAGGAAUGCAAGGAGCAGCAGGAGGAGGCUGGUGGUCAAAAAGCCCAUCUGAGCACAUGGAACAGUGUUAAAGGAAAUCUGAAGCAGAUAAGGGCAAGAAUAAAGCAAUAUUGUUAAGAUAUUUCAUACUCUUGUGCAUUAGCGUGUGUUCAAAUCACACCAGCACUGGUUUGUUAUGUUUUCAUUACAUGUCUGUUCUGAAUACAGAAAUAAAGUGAGGUUUUUGUUGA
Oryzias latipes (Japanese medaka) is the source of this 2675-nucleotide messenger RNA. It is a transcript of the gene gtf2h1, whose product is annotated as general transcription factor IIH, polypeptide 1. Lineage: Eukaryota; Metazoa; Chordata; Actinopteri; Beloniformes; Adrianichthyidae. The record is from RefSeq and is a predicted model, not a curated record. Gene Ontology annotation, biological process: nucleotide-excision repair; DNA-templated transcription. Gene Ontology annotation, cellular component: transcription factor TFIIH core complex.